This is a messenger RNA of Porites lobata, 9640 nucleotides long. Lineage: Eukaryota; Metazoa; Cnidaria; Anthozoa; Scleractinia; Poritidae. The record is from the annotation of a GenBank genome assembly.
AAUAAUAAUAAUAAUAAUAAUAAUAAUAAUAAUAAUAAUAAUAAUAAUAAUAAUGAUAAUAAUAUCAAAGCAGCAAACACUUGGGCUGUGUCGCUCAUGAGGUAUGGAGCAGGAACAAUUAAAUGGAAUGAGGGGGAACUUCAGGAAAUAGAUAGGAAAUCUACAAAAAUCAAGACAAUGAAUAAGGAGCUACACGCUAGAAGUGAUGUUCCCAGAAUAUACGUACCCAGAAAGAAGGGAGGAAUAGGCUUGAUCAGUUGUGAGAGCUGCGUGAGGAGAGAAGAGAACAACUUGAGUUGGUAUGUGAGAAAUAGUGAAGAGGCAUUACUCAGGAAAGUUGGAGAUAGCAAUGUAGUCAACAUCUCAGAGGCUGUGGAUCCAAAGGAGUACAAAGUGGAUGAAGUAAAGGAGACGGAGAAUGAAUGGAAGCAGAAAAGAUUGCAUGGGCAGUAUGUGAGAGAAAAGGAAGGUAUUGACUGGGAUAGAACUUGGCAGUGGAUUGCAAAAGGGAGGUUUGAAAGGAUGUACUGAGGCCCUGAUAUGUAGCGCCCAGGAACAAGCUUUGAGAACAAAUUAUACGAGAUUUUAUAUUGAUCAAACAGCGGAAUCCCCUUUGUGCAGAAUGUGCGGAAGUAAGGGAGAAACGGUGGCCGAUGUGGUAGGUGAGUGCGGUAAGCUGACGCAGACAGAAUAUAAAGGAAGGCAUGAAAACAUGGCAGGGUAUAUUCACUGGCAACUUUGCGGUAAAUGCGGAUUGGAAAGAGCUAAUAGCUGGUACGAAAAGAGGCCGGAGGGGGUGGUGGAAAGUGCAUGAAAACUUCAAGAUACUGUGGGAUUCCACAGUCCAGUGUGAUCGGAAACACAGGUUGAAAAAAGGCGUUUCCGUUUCCGUUUUUGUAACGGCUACCUCACUGAAACCUGAAUAUCCGCAGACGGAAUUGUAACUAACCGUUGCGGGAAACACGUGUAUACGUCAUGUUUCAGUUUCUGCGGAGACGCUUAAACGCAUCCCUUAUACUCGCGUUUCCGUCAGGUUUACUCUUGCGGAAACGUUAACUGCCGUCAUGUUUCCGCAGCUCGUAAAUUCAGAGGAUACUUAAUUAUCCGUUGAGUUUCCGGAACAAUGAAUGCGGAAACUCAGUUUGACCGGUUUACUUUCUGCAGCCUUCAUCUUUCCACAGAUUUCACUUUCGGUGGAUUAUUCACUGGAUUUCCUAAAUGUAUUAACUCUACUUAACCACCCAGUUUUGAAUCAUAUGUUCAUUCUAUCCGGUAUAUAAAAAAGUGGACGUUUGUGAGACAACACUGGACCGUUUCAUGCAUCCACAAUGACCCAUUUUCGCUGAUACACACAAAUCAAGCUGAGUCAUAUUUAGGUGCAUUUUUGGUAUUAAAGUUUUUAUUAAAAUAAUUCUCUCUCCAUUUUCAUAUAAUAUGUACAUACGUAUAUUAAAUAUUUUCACAAUAAAAAGAGACUCCUUACAAUGUAUUCCUAUUUUCUAUAUCCAAAACUGUAACUUUUCCAUUUCAAUAGGCCACUUCCGAGUUCCAAAAACCACCACUACCAAAAUGAGGCGAGGUGCGCAACCUUUCUUGUGAAAAUGAGGUUUAUUUGCAUGAGAAUGAAAAAUGAUUUCCAUAUCAAAGGCUGAGCACUUAACCUCGUUUUGAAACAUGAAACAGAGGCCCGGGGGAACUCGAAAAUGGCCUAUUAAAUAAUCCUUUUAGAAUUGACCAAAUUCAAAAUUUUUUCCUUGAAAUGAUUAGAUUAACAUAAUAAUUAUACAGUCUAACCUCUUCUUAUGGACACUUCUAUACGACGGACAGUUCGUUUGGUCCCAGUAAAGCCAAAAAUCAUGCAAUCCCUACCUCUAUAAUAUAGACACCUCUGUAAAGGGGACACUUGGUUCUGUCCCCUUAGUGUCCGUAUUAAAGAGGUUUGACGUUAUUAUAAGUAACGUGCAUUUCCAUUCCAAAAUAACUCCAAGAAGUAGUUCACGACAAAAUUGUUGCAUAAUUUAAUAAGAACAAUAUUACAAAUAAAGUCUUACUUAGUUACAUGUAAGACUGCAGAAAAUCCCAUUAGGAAAUCUAAACUGCUGCCUUAAUUCUUAUUAGCAAGUACCAGUACUUGGUGGAUCAUCCCCAAAAAUUAUUGUUAAAGCCUAUACAAACUGAUGAGAGGCCAUUAUUGGGGAGUAUCAGACUGAUGCUGCAAAGACGAUAGGAUGCAAACAAAACUAGCCAUUGGCUUUAUAUACAAAUGUAUAAGCUAACAUCUCUACACAUGUAUCUCACUUUUUGUCGCCACUCUGUUGUAAGUGCAUGGCUACAAGUGGCAUACAAAGUAGUCUACGAGAAUUUGCCUACAUUUGAGUUUGAAUAAUAAUGACAAACUGGACACUUUUAACAAGCGACUCACUUACACAAUGCAUUUAUCUUACACUCCCUGUUUUAUAGUAUUCAUUGACUGUCCUGUAAUUUCAGCAAUUAAUGAACACAGUCGAGUAAAGAUUGUCUUUUAGAAUAAAACUCUUAUCUCCUUUCCAAUAAGAUUGUGCAAUUUAGUUAGAGUUGAUCAUCACAGGAUCAUCCUGACUGAAGAAGGCACAUUAAUCUAUUAGGGACUUUAAGCCGAUUGCUACAGUGACCUCUACUAUGGUAGUCGUGGUUGCAGUCCUGAAGAGAGUAUGUCACUUUCAACUUUAUGCAAGUGGCACCCAAAAGUCACUACAGGGCAUUUGGCUUAUUUGGUUUCGUUGUUAGUAAAACGCAGGGAAGACUGAAUUACUACCCAAGGAACUAGAAGUGUCAAAUACUUUCUUGAUUAAGAGAAAAAAAAAUGAUAUGUUUUAAACCAGUGAAAAAUAGGGGAAAAGUAGAAUUUUAUACUCAUGUAGAAGCGACUAUGCCAUCACAUUUUGUGCUUCGGCUAAAGGUCAUUAUUUUUCUGGACAUCAUGCGCACGGCGUCAUUUUUGGACUUUUUACUCCCAGUUGCCAUAGUAGCGAUCACCGCAGCAAUUUGUUACUUUGGUUUUAUUGGCAUCCUGCCCAUGAAGGGCAGUUAUUUGGUACUGGUCUGUCUGACAAGUAUUUAUCAACCUCUCUGGUUAUUUUCCCGGCUGUUUUUUCUUUGCCUCUUUAACAUGCGAGCCUCACAAAAGGUGUCAAGAACAGUAUUGAUGUUUCUUAGCUUUGACCUCUCUGAGCAUAGUGGCCUGAUGUACGGGGUGCUGGAUCACUGGCCCUCUCUUCAUUGUCUUCACUCUCCUCCAAAGACAUAAAUUGGAUAGCAUUGUGUAGGUCUAAUAAAGCCUUUAUUUUGGCUUUGUCAUCCAGAGAAAGCUGUGCCUUGUCCAACAUGUCUGUGCGAUUCGUCAAUUCCUGAACACCAAAAAAACUUAUUUAGUAACAGUGGCAUGACUACUGUGAGAAAGAUUUAAUUAACAUUUACCUUGUUCUUCAGCAACAGUUUAGUCUGGCAAAAUAGUCACCCUAACUAUUUUGAAUCGUUAGAUUUGGUUCUUGCUCUCCACUCUGAGCAAUUUACACUACAAUCAAACCUUGCAUAUAAAUGGAAAGGACACUGUUAACAUUAAAAAUGUCAAAGGGGGUAGGGUGUGGCACUCGUGCAUUCUAUAACAAUCAUAAAUUAUGUAUGCAUAAGACAAACAUGCAAAACAUGUGUUGUGUUGUUAAAAAAUGAAAGAGCCUUGUGCCCUUAACCUGAAAGAUCCAGGUACCCAGGAUGAAUGUGUUUGAACAAACUAAGACUUCCUUGUCUCCCAAGAGCAACAGUAAUGCAACAGGGGCCAACAGGCACUGCCAUAAGCACAGCUCUGUUACAGGACAGGCUAAGUAAAUCACCAAGUGGAUGACUUAAACUACACAGUAGAAAUAUUUGCACUGCAAGCAUUAACAAAAUAAUGUACAUGUAUUUUACCUACCUUUUUAGCUCUCAAAUUGGAAUCUUGUCUGAACUCUGUGUUCUUCAAGUUUUCCAUUUUACCGCCUUACUAGGUCUGCGCGGGUACUUCUCUUACUCCAGUACUGAAAAAUGGCCCCUAGCAAAAGGAAAGCAUGUUAAAUUUGCAGGUCUGUAGAAAAGGAAUUAAGAGUGCUUCUUGGUGUUGCUAAAAGUAUUGUUGGUUUGCUCUUGUUUUUGGUGUGGGUAUUAUUAAGUGGCUUUUCAAUCUUUUGUAUUUAUGUCAUUAGGGGAUUUCACUUGUCGGCAACACGAAGAAACUACAGUGGAACCCUGUUAACAUGGUCAUCAAUGGGCCAAAAAAGUUUUGCCGUAUUAAUGGGUGAUGGUAUUUUUGAGGGUUUGUUUACAAGAAAAUGAAUGGUGGUUUUUGCCAGGUGGCCAAAAAAAAGUGGCUGUAAUAACAAGGUGACUGUAUUACCGAGGUGGCCGUAAGGUGGGGUUUCACUGUACCAAAUACAAGAAACUUAGAAAAGUGUACAACUUACCUUUUUUCUCUGUUUUGGGCCAUUUCUUUUACCCAAAAUUUCCCCUGACUUCAUUAACCAAAAUACCCUCAAUGUUUUUGUUCUCCGCAUCAGUAUACCUCAAAGAAAUAAAGACCAAAAACAAUGUCAAAUAUUUAUAUCAAAAUAAUACUACACGUAUUACAUGACUGUAUUGUAACAGCCUGGUUCUAAAAAAACUAGAGAGCUUAAAAUGAGGCAGUUUUCUGGUAGUGCAUUACAACAAAAAAUAUUUAAAAAAUGAAGGUUGCUUUUAUCAUCGAAUAAAGCCAUUAUCCAAGUGCUUGAGGCACAAAACAAAAUUAAAGUGUAACAAUAUAAAAACACUCUGUAAUCGUCAAGCUGAUCUCCUUAUGGCAUUUGUAAAAAUUGAAAGUAUCAUUAACACAAGCACCAUUUUGUCCACUCAAAGAAGGAUAAAUAGAAUAAUUGCAACUUCCCACUCAAAGAUGGGCAUCUUUCUUGAGUCAAUGAAGGUUGCUUUGUCAUCAAAUAAAGCUGUUAUCCUUGUUUUCGAAGCUUAACAACAAAUUGAGGUGUAAAGAAAUUAUAUUCCUGACUAAUAUUCUUGUUUAUCUCCUGGUGACUGUUGCAACAUUUGAAAUAUCAUUGACACAAGCACUACUUUGUCCACUCAAAGAUGGAUAAAUAGAAUUGCGACUUCCCACUCAAAGAUGGGCGUCUUACUUGUGUCAAUGAAGGUUGCUUUGUCAUCGAAUAAAGCUGUUAGAUAUAUCCCUGUGUUCGAAACUUAAGAACAAAUUGAAGUGUAGGGAAAUUAUAUUUCUUAAAAAUAUUCUUGUUUAUCUCCUGGUGACUGUUGCAACAUAUUUUGAAAUAUCAUUGACACAAGCACUACUUGGUCCACUCAAAGAUGGAUAAAUAGAAUUGCGACUUCCCACUCAAAGAUGGGCGUCUUACUUGUGUCAAUGAAGGUUGCCUUGUCAUCGAAUAAAGUUGUUAUCCUUGUGUUCGAAGCUUAACGACAAAUUGAAGUGUAAGGAAAUUAUAUUCUUGACUAAUAUUCUUGUUUAUCUCCUGGUGACUGUUGCAACAUUUGAAGUAUCAUUGACACAAGCACUACUUUGUCCAUUCAAAGAUGGAUAAAAAAAAUUGCGACUUCCCACUCAAAGAUGGGCGUCUUACUUGUGUCAAUGAAGGUUACUUUGUCAUCGAAUAAACCUGCUAUCCUUGUGCUCUAAGCUUAACGACAAAUUGAAGUGUAAGGAAAUUAUAUUCUUGACUAAUAUUCUUGUUUGUCUCCCGGUGACUGUUGCAACAUUUGAAGUAUCAUUGACACAAGCACUACUUUGUCCACUCAAAGAUGGAUAAAUAGAAUUGCGACUUCCCACUCAAAGAUGGGUGUCUUACUUGUGUCAAUGAAGGUUGCUUUGUCAUCAAAUAAAGCUGUUAUCCUUGUGUUCGAAGCUUAACCACAAAUUGAAGUGAACGCGCAUUACAUUCCUGAAUAAUAUUCUUGUUUAUCUCCUGGUGACUGUUGCAACAUUUGAAAUAUCAUUGACACAAGCGCUACUUUGUCCACUCAAAGAUGGAUAAAUAGAAUUGCGACUUCCCACUCAAAGAUGGGCGUCUUACUUGUGUCAAUGAAGGUUGCUUUGUCAUCGAAUAAAGCUGUUAUUCUUGUGUUCAAAGUUUAAUGACAAAUUGAAGUGUACGGGAAUUAUAUUCCUGACUAAUAUUCUUGUUUAUUUGCUGGUGACUGUUGCAACAUUUGAAAUAUCAUUGACACAAGCACUACUUUGUCCACCCAAAGAUGGAUAAAUAGAAUUGCGACUUCCCACUCAAAGAUGGGCGUCUUACUUGUGUCAAUGAAGGUUGCUUUGUCAUCGAAUAAAGCUGCUAUCCUUGUGUUCGAAGCUUAAAGGGGCUAUGUCAGCUGGAGAGCAUGCGCUCUGAGGUUAUGCAAAUUACUUUCAACUGUCAAAAUUCUAUUGUUUUUAACGCGUGACUUUCUCCAUGUGCGCUGUGAGGUUAUGCAAAUUACUUUCAACUGUCAAAAUUCUAUUGUUUUUAACGCGUGACUUUCUUCAUGUUCUCCGUCACGUCCAAGGUUCCGAAUUUAGAGAGGUUUAGCGAAAUGGGUUUAGAUAAGGGAUAUUUCGAUAGAAUUUAUGGAACGUUUCUUCUCUGGUUAUGCUAGAUCAAGAAUAAAAUUGCGACGACAAUUUUACUUGUAGUUUUGAAGUAAAAACGCAUGCCAUUCAUAAAAUAGAGCGCAAGCAAAAAUUCAACAACAACAUAUUGUCUUAUUCAACAAAAUAAAUGGAAGUUGUAUUUUACAAACGAGCUACAAAAGACGCUAGACCGAAGAUAAAGACCAAGACUGUUUCAAAUCAUUAACAAUUAGACUUGUCUGUCGCUAUUGAUUUUAUAAUUUGGAUGCUGAUAGAACAAGAGACCAAGUCUUUGCUUUGAUCUUAGGGAAACAUACAUUAUCGCGCAAAAUUGUUCGAUCGUGCCGAAUCACUGCGACGUCGAGAAAAACAGAACCCAGCAUCAUUGGUAUACUACUCCACUAUAAGCAGUCCGUUGAUAAAAAGGGAAAGCAAACUCUGCUAUUUUCCAAAAUUAUGCUCCAACACAAACAGUUCAAAAACAUGGCAUUUACAGGAUCUAACUCGUACUAAGGUGCCUCUCUAAGUCCGUUGAGAACAAUCUGGACGAGCAAACGGUCGUGUUUAUCUUUGCCGUGAAUCGAGAUAAAUACAAGAAGGAAUCUAGCCGAAUUUUAGAAUGUUUCCUUCGCCAGGAGUUUAGUUUCGUCACGAAACUCAUGGCCUGAUGCUCUUGUAAUCGUUUACAAAAAACGGCCGCCGCCAACUCGAUAGCCGCUUCAUUAUAUGUCCACAUACUUUGAGCACAAGAAAAAUCCAAGAGCCAGCAGCCUCUAAAAUAACUCAAUAGAAAGGCCCUGUGAACUAUAGGGAAGAUUCCAUCAAAGAUUCCAUCACUCAUUGUGGAGUAGCCGUCAUUAACUCUGCCAUUACAACGGCCGCUGAUAAGAGGACACAGUAAAUCCACGUAAAAACAUUCCACAGGCAAACAAUUUUAAAAUAACGCCAAAAAACUGUUCUGUAAUCACCAUAGAAUGAUUCUUAAUACAAAACUUCGCUAACUAUCGAACGAUGGCUGAGAUUUAGACAGAUAAAAACAGCCUUCCAAAAUCUCCGACACAACUUGAAAAAGUUGGGCUGUCUUUUUCAAGUUUGUUUUCAUUGGCUCGCGCAUGCGUGUUGGGUGACAUAGCCCCUUUAACGAUAAAUUGAAGUGUAAGGAAAUUAUAUUCCUGAAAAAUCUUCUUGUUUAUCUCCUGGUGACUGUUGGAACAUUUGAAAUAUCAUUGACACAAGCACUACUUUGUCCACUCAAAGAUGGAUAAAUAGAAUUGCGACUUCCCACUCAAAGAUGUUCGUCUUACUUGUGUCAAUGAAGGUUGCUUUGUCAUCGAAUAAAGUUGUUAUUCUUGUGUUCAAAGUUUAAUGACAAAUUGGAAUGUAAGGAAAUGCACAUUGUAUGCAAAAAAUUAAUAUGAACAUUAAAUAUUAUUUUUGUACAGGGUUAUCCUUGUGAUAAACAUCUACAGUCGCAGAAAUUGGGGUGGAAAUGUUUUGUACCUUUCAGUGUUAAGGAAUUUAAAUAAUGUUUUUCUGUCCUUGCUAUUUGAUUCCGUACCCCGUUCCGUGAUUCCGUUUCCUCAAUCGAGUUUCAAUAUUUUACGGGUGCCAUCUUCGCCAUUAAAAUGUGCAUUAGUAUACAGAAAAUUUUUUUUUCGGUGAAGCAGCAACUAUGUCUUUAUUUUAAAAGAAAUCAGAGAAAGACGUGCUUUACAGGCAUAUGUUCUCAAAGAAACUACGGGCUACAUACAAAGGUCAGAUCUGUACUGUAGGAAGCAACUCGCUGCCGCAUGAAGCUCACAUGUGAAACGAUUUUUAUGAUCGACAUCGAUGAAAUGCUCCCAAAGCUAUUACAUAGACUUAAAUAUGCUUCUAUAUAUUUAAACAAUAUUCAGAGUGUACUUACGAAACAACAAGGAUCCACAGUUUAAAAUCGGCGUUCUUUCUUCUCAAUGGUUGUUGAAACACUCAGUGUGCAUUCGAGUCGCCAAGAGUGAACACUGAACUCCUUCAUCACCGCUUCCAUGGGAUUUGGCGUUUCAUGUAAAUAGUUUUUCGAACUAUUAUUCCUCCCUGCAGUCUAUCUCCGCAAUCUAUCACACUCUCCUCGCUCAUCUUCACAAAAAAACGGUCCUGCAUGUACAAACCACCAAAAUGGAAGGCGAACCGACAGCGAAGAAUGUUCAAAAAGGCGCGCGAUUCAAAAUUCAACCUGAAAACGAGGCACCCAUGCUCGUAAGACACACGCCUCCAGAGCUAGGCUAAAUGCGUGCAAGCGUGUUAAUAAAUCAUUUAUAAUUUAUUUUGCUGUUUCUAAAUUGUUUCCAAUUACGCUUCAAUGUUUGGAGCGCCAGUAAUUUUAAUAAUACAUCUUUGAAUCUCUUAAAAAAGAAGACAGAGAGAAUCAUCUAUCACUUUUCCAGUAUUUACGACGUGUAGGUUAGAGCAGGCGAUUAUCUCUGUUCUUUCGGAUAUUUUAGGUCAAUGCAAUGAUUACGUCAAUGAUUCCUCAUCUUUCCUGAAGCGUAAUCAGUACAGUUAAAACAAAUUUUAUGAUAUGAGAAACCUGGGUUUGAUCAUGAAAACCAGCAAAUUUCAGUAACAAAACCGCUUGCGAAAACGCAAUGGAAACGAGCUGACACGUUUAAGUCAACGGAAGCGCUGCGGAAACACGAAACAAUGCCUCCAUUUUCAUCCUACACGUUUCCCGUCGAAACCGUCGCGCGGAAAAGCAAUGGAAUUUUGAACCAUCGGGUUUCCGCAACAUUUCCGAAUUGCGGAAACACCUUUUUUCACCCUGUGAAAAUUGAAGCAAGAAAACCAGGCAUUGUCUUUAUUGAUAAGAAGGAGAGAGUGGUUAUCAUAACUGAUCUUGCCAUCCCAGGUGAUGACAGGGUGAAAGGUAAGGAACUUCAGAAGUUAGAGAAAUACCAACUAUUGAAAGAUGAGAUUGCAAAAGUCUGGCGCAUGCGAAAAGUUAUUGUAGUGCAUGUUGUCAUUAGGGCCCUUUGA